Molecule: messenger RNA, 1096 nt
Organism: Parasteatoda tepidariorum (common house spider)
Lineage: Eukaryota; Metazoa; Arthropoda; Arachnida; Araneae; Theridiidae
Product: endothelin-converting enzyme 1
Biological process (GO): proteolysis
Cellular component (GO): plasma membrane
Molecular function (GO): metalloendopeptidase activity
Source: RefSeq, a predicted model, not a curated record
GCUGUUUUUUCUAAUUUUGAAUCAAGUGCGCGGAACUGUAUCAAUCUGCAGAUCAUAAAAUGAGAAAAAAAAUUUAUGUGUACGGCAAUUCAAUUGAAAUAUGGAAACUUUUGAAAUAAAACGCCCUGAACUGCACAGGUCAUCGAGUACGGGAAUUCCAUCUGCAAAUAAGAGUGCCCCGUACAUAAUUAUGAUUGCUGGAAUUAUUUUACUAACUGGAGCAAUACUAGUCGUUUCUCAUUUUGUUCUCGGAUAUAAGGAUUUGGACAAAAAAGUCAAUUUUCUAAAACAAAAUAGAGCAGAAUAUCUUGUUGACCAAACUUGCGAUGAAGAAUUUUGCCUCACUAAGGAUUGCGUUUCAAUGGCCUCACGGAUAAUGAAUUUGAUGAAUCCAAGAGUGGAACCCUGUGAAGAUUUUUAUGAAUAUGCAUGUGGAGGAUAUGCAAAGACUAAUUUUGUACCUUUUGGACAAACUGAUUACACACCAGCUGAAGAGACCAAACUUGUUAUAUUUCAGAAGAUAAGAAGUGUCAUGGAAAGCUCUUCAAAUGAUGGAAACAGCUCCACACUUCAGAAAAUGAGACAAAUCUAUAGCUCUUGCAGUGAUACGGAGAGGAGGGAUGCGUUACAAAGAGAUUCCUUCAAUGCGUGGCUACUGGAAAUGGAUAUAUCUUUGUCUGGUAAUCCUAAUGAAGUGACACUGAGUUUGGAAACUCCUGGAUCGUGGAGAACAAUCGUUUCUAAACUGGAAGAGUAUCAGAUCCACACUCUCUUCAAAGCAACUUUCAAAGGAUCUACAUCAACACCUAUCCAGAAAAUCAUAGUUGACUGUUCAUUGGAUCUAUUUCCAUCAGAUGUUUAUUUAGAGCCCAGUAGGGAGAAUCUUUAUAAGUUGACUUUGUACAAAGAAACAAUAGAUGGUGUUCUCACUCUUCUGUUGAUGGAAGAUUCAGAAAAACAAGUGUUUAUUGAAGAAGUUCUGCAAAUGGAGACAAACAUUGUCAGAGCUAUUCAGGCUUCGGAACCUGCAACUAACAACAGACUUACAGAUGAAGAAGCAAGUAUAACUCUCACUUAUUUAUUUANAUCGAUAUAA